GGCGCGAUAAUGUCCUUCGCAAAAAAAACAUUACUACGGAAAGCUCUAAAGUCUAUGUAGUGGGAGCCGACUCCACUGACUCUAGACGCAUACCUUUCCGGGCGGAACACAAGCCUUCCGUAUAGGAACAUCAUGCUACGUGUAUGGGGCAGCUUUGCCCGGCGGCUUGAGUCACUGCGUCCCUCUGGCGCCAACUUUCGUUCAGCAUCGCGGCAGCAUGACGAGGGCACAGAAGUCGCAGCAGCUGCAGUAGUAUCGCGGACCGGUGGAGAAGCAACAACUUCAUAUGAUCUUGCUGCUAAUCGACAAGCGGGCUCGGAAGCGGCAGACUGGUGGCCCCUACAAUCAGUCACCAUCUGCUCGCCGCCAGCUCAACAGGAUGAUUCCCUCAUGGCGUCUACUUCAUCUCCGACGUCGUCUCCUUCGAAGUCGUCGCGGGGCCCUCUUCAGUUGUCAGCCGGCGGUGUAGCUUUUCCGCCACACCCGGGGAUGCGUGCUCGGCAGCCUCCAAGCUGGAUGACCGUUGCGAUGGUCGGCAGCACCUCACAAGUCGCCUUUGAGGCCAGCGCCCUCCAGCAAAGCUCCAUCCAACAGGUCCGCUGUGCAGCUUCCUCUUCCAAGGCCAAAAGCGCAGGCGGCCGCGGUGGUGCAGCGGCAGCGACCGAGGCCAAGCCGCCUCGCGUGAACACCCCCGAGUGGGCGCGCAUGCCCGCACAAUUGGAGGACCUCCAGGAGCUCUUCCGGCGGCGUAAGGCCCGCCUGUUCAAGAUGCGCGACCAGCUGCAGGCAGAGGCUGCGGAGGCGGAGCGGGGCGGCUGGUCCAAGACGGCGCAGCGGGACGCCGCACUCGCGGCAGCAGCUGCGUUGCCAGUACCCCCGGCGGACGGUGGUGUUGCUGAGCUGGCUGCCGCCACCGCCGCCAGCACCCCCUUCGAGGCGGCGCUGGCCACCAUGAGCGACAUGCUGCGGAGGGGCGUCGUGCUAGACUCCGAGUCCCACCUGGCCCCGCUGCUGCGCAAGGCGGGCAGCGAGGCCCAGCUGCAGGCGGGCCUGGAGGUGCUGCGGCGGAACCACCUGGUGCAGGCGGCAGCCAGGCUGGGGGCGCACGGGGCGGCGCAGGGGGGGCUGCAUGCGGUGCUGGUGCAGGAGUGCCAGCGGGUGGGCUCCGCGGCCCCGCUGGUGGCGCUGUGGGACUCGCUGUACGAGCACGGCAUGGAGCCGGGCGCUGCGGCGGCGGUGGCGGCGGUGCGGGCCGCGGUGGCGCUGCGGGACGGCCGGGCCGCGGCCACGCUGCUGGCGCUGACGUGCCAGUACAGCGCUGAGCCGCUGGCGGCGGGGGAGGCCACCCCGGUGCUGGCGCUGCUGGAGUCGGGCAACGCCGAGGAGGCUGCGACACUGCGGAACCUGCUGCCGCAGCUGGGCAUUCGGAUGUGAGCUAGUCCGCCAGCGCGAAUGGAGAGGAGCUAGGAGGAUGGUCGGGAGCUGGUCGCGGCGUGCUGCGGUGGAAAACAUGUGUUUGGUUCGGGUGGGGUAGCGGCAGUAGCGGCAAGCAUGGCUUGCCUGGUGCGGUCCACGGCUGGGGACGGGCUCUAUUGAGCAUGCAACGGUUUGUUUACGGGUUAUGUGAUGAGGUCAGGAGUCUCAUGCGUGCGUGCGUCGAAGAAGGCCGUUGCUUAGUCGAGCCGUGGGGGCUUUGAUUUGUGGCAAGGGAAUCGCGUGAGUGAGGUGACGUGGCUGGCUGACGUAAUGCGUGCGGUAAGCGGGAAUUCCGGGGGAGAGGGUACAUGCUUAGUACGGGUGUGCACGAGGGUGCACGCGUCAGGUACUUGUGGUACGCGCUGUGGUUAUUCACGGCUCAUGAUCUUAGCCGUCCCCAAGUGCGAACGUUACGCCAUGCCAAGCUUGUAUUUGGCGGUGUAAUCGUAUUGACAAGGAGCAGUCGCCGCGGGCCCUUACCCACUAUGCGCCUACAGACAGAGAAGUAGCCUAGGCUAAUUGAUUAUUACGUGCCAACACGGUAAACGCUUUCGCGCGUGCACCUUAUCGCCGCCACUAAAUGUGUGUGUCGAUGGUCUUUCUUCUCCCACAAACUGUGUCGUACGUCUGCAGCCAACAACAACCACCUCCAUUUCACUUCAC
Molecule: messenger RNA, 2139 nt
Organism: Astrephomene gubernaculifera
Lineage: Eukaryota; Viridiplantae; Chlorophyta; Chlorophyceae; Chlamydomonadales; Astrephomenaceae
Source: the annotation of a GenBank genome assembly